Messenger RNA from Apis florea (little honeybee), 420 nucleotides. RefSeq lists its product as uncharacterized. The record is from RefSeq and is a predicted model, not a curated record. Lineage: Eukaryota; Metazoa; Arthropoda; Insecta; Hymenoptera; Apidae.
AUGGAUAAUCAAAGGAAGCAUUUGCGGCAUAUUAUGCUUCAAUGCUUUAAAAAAGGUAAUAGUGCAAAUGAUACUGUAGAUGAGAUUUGUACCGUUUACAGGAAUGGUGCUACGAUUAUUAUGACUAUCCGCAAUUGGUUUAAGAGAUUUAGAGCUAACAAUUUUGACUUGAAAAAUGAAGAUCGUAGCGGCUGCCCAAUAAUAACGAAGAAUAUAGAAUUUAUCAAGCAGCAUGAAAAAGAUUCUUUCUUAAAGAGGCUUGUCAGUGAAGACAAGACUUGGAUUUUGUAUCAAUGUGCAUCGAAAACACACUUGACUAUAGAUUUUCAACUUGAAACCAUCAAUUCUGCUCAAAACUGCGAUCAACUUAAUAAAUUGAAAGCUGCCAUAGCAGAAAAACAGCCAUUAGCAAAUCAAUGA